AUGCCUUUUGCUUCGGCUUUGCCAAUCCGAUCUCAUCUUACUACUCACCAUCAACAUCAGACAGACCCCUCUCCUCGACAACUAAAGCAUCGCUCCUGUCACUCGUCCACAGAACUUCUAUGCUUACCAAUGACCAACUCUGCCUCGUUACCCACAAAUGUACCCUCAAUGACAACUCCAGAACGCCCAUCAAAGCGACCCGUGCCUACUCCAUCUAAGACGAUUGCAGUAGUGAACUCUUCCGGUCGUCAGGCAGCUUCGUUUAUCCGAGUUGCAUCAGCAGUUGGCUAUCGGGUGCGCGCUCAACUGCGGAACCUCAAUGGAAUCAUAGCGACUGAAAUAUCUUGUCUCCCAAACGUGACAGUGCUGGUGGGAGAUCUAUACAUUCAAAAGUCAUCCGAUACCCCAGAAACUGCUGGCGAGUCCUCUCUAACCGACAUAAACUAUGAGCUUAUCAGAGAAUUGUAUCGCGGCGCACAACUGGCCUUCAUAAACACUACGUUUUGGGGGGACGAAGUUUCUAUUGGAAAAGCACUAGCAGAUGAAGCGGUGGCAGCGAAAGUUGAACACUACAUCUACAGCUCCAUGCCCGAUCAUGCCGCUCACAACCCGUCCUGGCCCUCUCUUCCACUAUGGUCCAGCAAGGCAAUGAUUGAAGACUAUAUCCUUACGCUACCAUACCUCUCUACCAGAGCCACCUUUAUAUACACAGGCAUCUAUAAUAAUAACUUCACAUCGCUGCCCUACCCUCUCUUCUGUAUGGCCAUUCAGCCAGAUAAUUCAUUUGAAUGGACAGCACCUUUCCACCCCGACGCCCCCUUACCAUGGCUGGAUGCUGAGCAUGACGUAGGCCCUGCCGUUCUUCAGAUCUUUAAAGAUGGCGUGUCUCGGUGGGGUUGUGGCGAGCGCAUCGCGCUCGCAUAUGAAGUCUUAUCACCACGCGAAGCCUGUCGCGUAUUUUCUAGGGGCGUGGGUAGGCCAGUGCGCUACAUGCAUGAUCCUAAAAUCGAAGUAAAGGUUCACAUCCCUAAUGGCUAUCGGGAACAACUACUAGCGCUGGAGCAAAUGUACGGUCUCGGGACAGCUGACCCUAAAUUUCAGCCUUUUUACUUUGGAAGCGAAUUCUUGGAGAAAAGUUGUCCCAACCAGGCCAUGGAAGUAUGGGAAGGAUACCGGGGCUUAGAGGAGUAUGCCCGAGAGGUCUUUCCCCUGGAAGAGAGUGCAAACGGACUUACGUGGAUGAACGAUGAACAGGUGGUUCCGCUCAACCAAGCUGAAGAAAAGAAUAGAAUUGCAAUGGAGGAAGGGAAAGAUGAAGGGUUUACAGCUGCUAGCGAGAGCAUGCCAGCAAGAAGAGAAGAAGGAUGGCUCGCAUAA
Molecule: messenger RNA, 1377 nt
Organism: Blumeria graminis f. sp. triticale
Lineage: Eukaryota; Fungi; Ascomycota; Leotiomycetes; Helotiales; Erysiphaceae
Source: the annotation of a GenBank genome assembly